AGAUUAAAUUUAAUAUUGUUUAAACAUCUAGUGCUUAAAUAAAAUUCAAUUCUGAUUAUGGCUUAGUAUUUGCUGUUUAUUUAGGAAUUAUAUGCUUUAAUCUUACUUUGUAAAUAGUUUGACCAAAUAAACAUUUUAUUCAAGAUAUGUCUUUUUAUUAUAGCUUAAGCUACUUAGUAGUCAACAACAACAAAAAAAUAGAUUAGAAGAGUAAUAAUUCAGGGUAAUCUCUUAUAUGGUGUUGUCAAAAGUUUGAUAAAAUUGUGUCAAGAUAAUAAAAAGAGCAGUGUAUGUCACAAACAAAGUACAUUUAUAGAAAUGGACGUGGACGUGGAGUUUUGGCCCUAAAUUCGCAUGAGCCAUGUCCGAAGCCAAUAGGGUUAAAUACCAAUUUGCAAAAAAGUCUACUUAACUCAGUUGAUUCCGUGGUUGAAGUUAAACCAGCAUUACCAGAGCUAAUGGCUAAAUACAGCUACAAAGCAGAUGAUUUACAGUCAGGCGGAUUUGUUGAACUAACAAUUAAACAAGGGGAAAAGCUUUAUCUAAUCAAAAAAUCGCACAUUCCAACUUCUAACCCUCAUUGGUGGGAAGUUGAAAACACCCAAGGACAAGUUGGUUAUGUUCCUGCAAAAUACUGUUUGAUUCUAGAGGAAAAAUUAACGAGUUUACCUUGGUUAGAAAACAAACGUCUUAUGGAAAAUACUGAGUUAGAUAUGGAAGCUAAUAAUAAAAUUCUUAACGAACCGCGUAAAAUAAAACCUUACGUUUCUACAUAUCAAUCAAAUCAAACAGCUACUCAAAGCUCUGAUUUGAAAUCAACUGCAGAAACAAAACGAUUCUAUUGUGAAAUUUGUGAUAAAACAUUGAAUGGACCCCAGCCUUAUAAAAUGCACCUAGCAAGUAAAAAUCACCGCGAGGAAGAAGAACGUUUAGCUCUGAUUUCAUAAACGAUUUUGUUUAUCAAAUCGCCUUUGUGCAAUAAUUACUGUUUUAGUUAUAAUGUACUUUCAGAAUUCGAUGCAUCGUGCAUCAGGAUCGUGGAAUUUUUAGAUAAUUGAAAGGAAGAUUCAAGCAUCGGCUACUUUUUGUUUGUUAUAUUUUUAUAUUAGCAGUAGUUUUUUAAUAA
Hydra vulgaris (swiftwater hydra) is the source of this 1126-nucleotide messenger RNA. RefSeq names its product tyrosine-protein kinase BTK. NCBI's taxonomy places the organism in Eukaryota, Metazoa, Cnidaria, Hydrozoa, Anthoathecata, Hydridae. The record is from RefSeq and is a predicted model, not a curated record. Gene Ontology annotation, molecular function: protein binding; zinc ion binding; nucleic acid binding.